AUGAUGAUGGUGAUGAUCUGUAGUGGCAAACCCCUCAGUGGCUGUGCUUUAGAGACUGCUCAACCCUCUUCCGACCCCACCUCACCGCCAGCCAUGCCCGCAGCAACUUUCCCAGACUCGGCCACAUCGACUGCCGAAGACGCCUGGAAAUUCUUCGAAGAGAAUGGAGUGAUCGUAGUAGAAGAUGCGGAGAUCGGAGCGCUUGUGUUUGAGCUCGACCAGAUCCAACAUAUUGCCAAUGAUGAGGCCGCCUAUGAGCAAAUUCGUCAAAAAGUACACGCAUCAGCGAUCCUCCACAUCUUUUCAGCAUACGAGGAGAAGCCCGAUCAGUCAGAGACAUUUGCGAAACUCAGGGAGCCACACUUCUACUCGUUCACACGCAACCCCACGGACGGUAUGAUAUUUCAUGCUGUGAGCAAAGGCUCUUUCUGGAAGAUUCGGGUCGCGUCCCACAAAGGCAAACCUGUUGGCUGGGCCGACAGCGCAGGAGUAGUGCACUACCAUCGUAGGGAUUUCGUAGGGCAGGAAAUGGACGUAGUUUUGCCCGACGGCGGAGUGUAA
Molecule: messenger RNA, 561 nt
Organism: Microdochium trichocladiopsis
Lineage: Eukaryota; Fungi; Ascomycota; Sordariomycetes; Xylariales; Microdochiaceae
Exons: 3
Coding region: 1-561 (186 amino acids)
Source: RefSeq, a predicted model, not a curated record